Molecule: messenger RNA, 1780 nt
Organism: Penaeus vannamei (Pacific white shrimp)
Lineage: Eukaryota; Metazoa; Arthropoda; Malacostraca; Decapoda; Penaeidae
Source: RefSeq, a predicted model, not a curated record
AUGACAUGGGUCAGGCCCGUCUUCACGCAAUCCCCAAGAGGUCUUGACCAAUCUAAAUCUGCCGUCAACCGGGGCCGGCCAGUUGCUUCGUCCGCGGGCCAGGGCUACGGCUCGAGGGUCGAGAGCGCCGCCACAGUGCCAUGCAUUGAACACGUUAGCGCAGCAGGCGAAGCGCGCCCUCUCGCGGAUGGAAUGCAGGAGAUACAAAGAAAGAAGAAGGACGAGAAACAGAAGAUAAAGGUGAAGCUCAAGAAGAGAAAGAAAAAAGUGAAAAUUCCGGCGGGCGAAGGAGUGGGUGAAGGGGAGGCCAGUAAAAGGGGAGAUGGAGAGGAGGACGAGGAGGAGGAAGAAGAGGAGGAGGAAGAGGAGGAGGAGGAGGAGGAAGAGAGUCAUGAAAUAUCGGUUUUGUCGGAAGGACCUGAUGUCUGCGUGAUUUGCCUGGAAGAAUACAGGUCGCACCAGGAACUGCGGGUUCUGCCUUGCAAGCACGAGUUCCACAGGGCAUGCGUGGACCCCUGGCUGUUGCAGAACCGGACGUGCCCGCUUUGCAAUUACAAUAUUAUCGAGGGCUGCUACGAGAGCCCGCCCGCCACCUGCGCGCCCGGCCCCGUCCUCGCCGCCGCCGCCCACCUGUACAGCACGCCCGCGCACUCGCAGUACGUGCUGGCGCCCUCCAGCCCCGCGCACGCCUGCGGCCACCCGGGCUGCACGAUGCACGGCGGCGGCGGCGGGGGGCUGGGUGCCCUGGGGGGCCUCGGGGGCGCCAUCCACGGCUACGCGGGCCUGGGCUACACGCCCCUCCCGCCGGGCUACAUCAGCCCCCCGCCGGGCUACACGAGCCCCACCCUGGGCUACGCCAGCCCGGAGCCCAGCUACGCGGGCGUCGCCAGCGGCUACGCCAGCCCUGCGGCGGCGGCGGCGGCGGCGGCGUCCGUGUCGGUGGCCGCAGCAGGCGGCUACAACACGCCCGCAAGUGGAUACAUAAGCCCCAGCCCCGGGUACGCCGUGCCGCGGGCGGCGGGCGGCUACUCGGUGGCGCAGCACGCGGGCGGCUACCUGACCUCGGUGGCCGGCUACCCGAGUGUGGUGGGCGGGUACGGGGCCGCGGGCGGCGGCGGCGGACUCGGAGUGAGUUCGAUAAGCGGGUAUGCGGCCGCCGCGUGCGGAUACGGGUCGGGAGGGGCGGGGGCGGGGUGCGGGUACGGGUGCGCGGGCGGCGGGUGCCACCACGAGGGCGGCGGCGUAAUGCUGCCCGAUGCCUGCCUCAUGUACCCGCCCGCGCCCACACACAACCCCAGGUGCACCCACACCCACGCCCAGCUGCCUCACGCCCACUCGCAGCCGCCGGGGUCGAGCAGCGAGGAAACAGAACACCAAAUUGUGAAGAUCAUGAAUACUGUUCACGGGAUUUGCUCUAUAACGAAGAAUGCAGAAAUUACUUUGGAAAUGAAUCCAACUCCACAAGAAUCCUUGAAGUUGAAAGAUUUCGCAUCAGCAGGGAUAAACAGGGUUUCACUUGGAAUACAGGCUCUCGAUGACAGCAGCUUGAAGUUCUUCAAUCGUGAUCAUAGUGUGGAAGAAGCACUGAAGUUUAUUGAAUAUGCAAAGAAACUUUUUCCAGGUCGUGUUUCAUUAGAUUUGAUAUUCGGAAGGCCAAGGCAGACACACAAAAGGUGGAUAGAUGAACUCCAUAAAGUACUAAAUGUAUGUGAUGAUCACUUAUCUUUGUACCAGUUAACAGUAGAGAGAGGAACAAAAUUAAAUCGGCUGGUGACUGCAG